AUAUAAAACUGAUGAACAACUGAGUCUAUCAAGCAAGCAACAGUGGCCACUGAAUUGUUGUCUGUAGGUAAUUAAACACUACACACUUCUUCAAUCAAUUUGUUGUCAAUCCAUUAUGUGUGGGAGGUGGUCCAUUCAGCUCCUCUAAAACAUCACUAUGUGUACCUUCAGUAGUAUUACAUUGAUACUUAUAUAUGCCGUUUCCAAAUUUUAUGGAUUACAUUCUGCCGACACAUCAAUUUGGGGACCAGGUCUUAAUCCAUUAAUUGUUUUGCCAGCUCGUUACUUUUAUGUUCAGUAUGACCAGGAAAAAUUUAAUAUUGCAGACUUUAAUGUACUAAUAAGUGGUAAAACAAAAAAUGGUAAUAAUUGUCGCAUUUGGACAAAUAUAUUGGAUAGAAAAGAUGCAUCAUUUAUAGUCCGAUAUAAAUUGUAUGAAGUUUGCUAUGAAUUCAGCAUAUUAGUGGAAAAUAAAAAAACAUUAAAAAAGUACUGGAAUCAUUUUGAUCAAGGACCAAUUUAUCCAGACGAAUGUGAUUGCUCAAAAGUAUCAAUUGAUACAUGGUUAUCAAAUACUAAAUGCAGAACUAACAUCGAACAAAUCAAUAAUGAUCUCAAUCAAUUUAAGAAUGUAAAUUUUAAAACUGUAUUUGGGAAAAUGGCUAAAUUUUAUAGUCAACACCCACACAGCACAAGUGUUUGUCAUUAUGUUGUAAAGAAUAAUUUAAUAUUCCGAAAAUGCUAUGGAGAAUACACAGGAUUUAAGAUGUUUAUGGAUAAUUUAUUACUGUCAUUAAGUCGAAAGGUAUUUUUACCAGAUUUAGAAUUUUUUGUAAAUUUGGGAGACUGGCCUUUAUCAUCACCUAAAGAACUAUUUCCUUUAUUUUCUUGGUGUGGAUCAAAUUAUUCUGUUGAUAUUGUGAUGCCUACAUAUGAUAUUACAGAAUCAGCACUUGAAAACAUGGGAAGGGUAACCUUAGAUAUGUUAUCAGUUCAAGGAAAUAUUGAAAAACCAUGGUCACAAAAAAUUGAAAAAGGUUUUUGGAUGGGUCGUGAUUCUAGUAAACAUAGGUUAAAUCUAGUAGAACUUAGUAAAAACAAUGAAGACAUUCUGAAUGCUUCGAUAACAAACUUUUUCUUUUAUAAAGAUUUGAAAGAAAAAUAUGGUCCAGGAAAGAAGCCUAUUUCUUUCUUUAAAUUCUUUGAUUACAAAUAUCUAUUAAAUAUUGAUGGUACUGUUGCUGCUUAUCGGUUUCCAUAUCUAUUAGUGGGUGAUUCGUUGGUUUUCAAACAAGAAUCUGAGUACUAUGAACAUUUUUAUAAAGAACUGUUACCAUGGGUUCAUUACGUACCAGUAAAAAGACAUUUAGAUGAUUUGUUAAAUCUGAUAGAUAUUAUGAUGAGUGAUGACAAGACUGCGAGAAAAAUAUCAUUAAAUGGCCAAAAAUAUGCAAGAGAACACUUAGCACCUCAUAACAUAUUGGGAUAUUACUUACUGUUAUUUCAAAAUUAUAGCAAAUUUUUGACCUCAGUAGAAGUCCGUCCUAAUAUGGAUGCAGUAAUAAGUAGUCCAAACAGUCCUAAUCAAGUAUCCUGUCAAUGUGAACCUGAACUUCCCAUGCAAAAUAUUAAGACGGAACUUUAAUAGUCAUUAUUUAAGAUUAAUUAUUUUUCAGUAAAAAUAAUAGAUGUUUAAAUAUUUUUUUUAUUUUAAAAUAACAUUUAUUAAUAACCAAACUCCUAUCUCUUAUUGUAUUGAAUCUCAUAAAGUAUUUUUGAUUCUUGCCAACUCUUCAAGUCAGUUUAUUAUGAUUUAUAA
Melanaphis sacchari is the source of this 1819-nucleotide messenger RNA. RefSeq names its product KDEL motif-containing protein 1-like. Gene Ontology annotation, molecular function: glucosyltransferase activity. The record is from RefSeq and is a predicted model, not a curated record. Gene Ontology annotation, cellular component: endomembrane system. Lineage: Eukaryota; Metazoa; Arthropoda; Insecta; Hemiptera; Aphididae. The transcript is spliced from 8 exons. The coding region runs from base 158 to 1645 and encodes 495 amino acids.